AUGAGAGCAUAUAGCUCCUCCUCAGAGCUUCAAGUCAACAACACAGAUACCAACACACCUGUUUCAUCCUUAGCGUGUGGAGUCUCUCUGUCAGACAGCAGCAUGGCACAGUGUAACGCCUCAUCCAGAUACCAGGACAUCAUCUCCAAAAGUACUCAGAUCUCUUCAGGAUCUCCUGCUGUCUACCAGCUGAGACCAAAGGAAGAGAAGACUGAACGUUUGACAAGAAAAACUGUUGGAGAGAAAAACCUGAACAAGACAAACAGAACCAUCUUACUUGUAGGUGAAACAGGAACAGGAAAAUCUACUCUGAUCAACACUCUGGUCAACUACACCAUGGGAGUGAAGUUUAAGGACAACAUCUGGUUUGAGAUCGUAGAAGAUGAGAAGAGAAGUCAGAAAGUGAGUCAGACAUCAGAUGUGAUCGUGUACGAGAUCUUUGGUUAUGAAGGUAAAACUCUGCCCUACUCUCUGACCAUCAUCGAUACUCCUGGAUAUGGAAACACCAGAGGGAUCGAGUAUGAUGUCAUCGUUAGUGAAAGAUUAUUGGACUUGUUCAGCUCAGACGAUGGAGUUCAUGAACUUUCUGCAGUGGGUCUGGUGCUGAAGGCGAGUGAGAAUCGAGUGAAUGAUCGACUGAAGAACAUCUUUAAUUCAGUGACGUCUCUGUUUGGGAAAAACAUUAAGGAGAACAUCAUACCUCUCAUUACACACUCUAAUGGAUUAAGACCUAAAAAUGUUCUGGAAGCUCUUGAAGCUGCAAACAUUCAAUGUGUCAAAGAUGAAGAGAAUGAAACUGUUCACUUCCUGUUUGAUAACUGCCAGAAAACAGAGAGAACAAAGAAAAGCAAGGUUCCUUUAGAGAAUGCAUGGAAGACAACAGAGGCAGGAAUGGAACAAUUCACAGACUUCCUGAUUGAGAAGAUGAAAGGGAGAAGAGACACAGAGAAGGUGGAGAAGCCGGAGGAGACAAAGAGUCGACAGGAGGAAGAUACCAACACACCUGUUUCAUCCUCAGCGUGUGGAGUCUCUCUGUCAGACAGCAGCAUGGAGCAGUGGUGA
Molecule: messenger RNA, 1062 nt
Organism: Scomber japonicus (chub mackerel)
Lineage: Eukaryota; Metazoa; Chordata; Actinopteri; Scombriformes; Scombridae
Exons: 5
Coding region: 1-1062 (353 amino acids)
Molecular function (GO): GTP binding
Source: RefSeq, a predicted model, not a curated record